AUGAUGCAAGGAAGAAAAAAGAGAAAAAAUGUUUUGCCAAGAAGAAAGACAAAUGAAGACAGGAAUGAUGACUCUGGGGUAGAGAAACUGAAGGAGGCUGAACAGAAAAAAUGUGACAAUGAAAGUGAAGGUUACACCCAGCUGGACUCACAAGGAACUGUUAGAUCAUGUAGCACCAUCACACUACUAAAAGGUCCCCACCGCAACAUUAUUGUUAAUACCGGGAACCCUUGGGAAAGGGACUUACUUCUCAAAGCUUUGAGUGACGAGGGUUUGAAACCUGAAGACAUCCACUAUGUUAUUUGCUUAAAUGGACACAUAGAACAGAUUGGCAACCUCAACCUCUUCUCUGGAGCUGUCCAAUGUGUAGGCUAUGAUAUUUGUCGACAUGAUCAGUACUUACUGCAUGAGUUGAAAGAGGGGAUGCCCUUCAACAUAGAUGAGGAUGUAGAAAUAUGGCCAACACCUGGUCAUACAGGAAAUGAUGUGUCGGUGGUGGUGAAGAAGGCUAAUCUUGGAGUAUUAGCAGGGGUUGGUUAG
Messenger RNA from Biomphalaria glabrata, 540 nucleotides. Its product is annotated as metallo-beta-lactamase domain-containing protein 1-like. The coding region runs from base 1 to 540 and encodes 179 amino acids. The record is from RefSeq and is a predicted model, not a curated record. NCBI's taxonomy places the organism in Eukaryota, Metazoa, Mollusca, Gastropoda, Planorbidae. The transcript is spliced from 5 exons.